UAUAUUCUAAAUUAUAAAUUAUAAAUUAUAAAUUAUAGAUAUAGAUUAUAUCACACCCGGUGAAAUAGUCAAAACAAUUACCUACAUGUCUAAUAUCAAAUUCUUUGCCUUCAUGUGUGUCAAAGUUGUACACUGGAGACGGCAGUGAAUUUACUUUAGGUCAAUUUUAUAGCACUAUCCGGUCCCCUAUAUGAAGAUAGAUAGCACUUUAUGCCUUUUAUUUUAUUUGAAGAUAUUGGUUAGAUAUUUAUUGAGUUUUGAAUUGUAAUUCUAGUGACGAUGGAAUAAAAUGCUAAAGUAAGGGUAAAAAGUUAGAAAAAGCAUCACUUCAAAGUUCAAGUUUUCUUUAGUGUAAUGAGUUUUGAGUGCAUGAAAAUAUUAGAAGUUCGUUGUACUAUAGAAGUUGAGUGGUGCCAAGCAUUUUAAAUUGACAAAAAUAAUAAUAAUAACAAAUCUAAUGUAAUUUUAUAAUGGAGUUUGGGAAAGAUAAAAUAUACAUAAUUUUUAUCUCCAUCUACGCGGGUAGAGAGAUUGUUUUCAAUAAAUCUCUGGUUCAAGACAAAUAUUUUGAAAUAGGAUUGCAAGAAAAAUAAAAAAAUAGCAAAAUAACAAGAUACAAACCAAAUAAAACUACACGUAGUAAUAAAAAAAAUAAAAGACUACACAAUUAGUACUUAAUAAUAAUAAGAAGAUGAGAGGAGGCUAGCCUCAAUGUCCCCCACAUAAAGUGCGAGGACAUGUAACUUCCUACUAACCUUUUACCUUAAUCCUCGACUAUAAAUCCUUUCUAGAAUAAUGUCCUUAAUAAGUUGAAAUUAUGCCAUGUCCUUAACUAAAAGAUCAUAAACAUUCUUAUUGCAUAUUACCCCCGAAAGUGAGUCUACAUUUCAUUCAUUCCGGUCUAAUACUAUGUGCAACAUUAUUUUCAAUCUCUGUCUCCUUGAAUUGUUGACAAAAGAUAUUUAGAAUUUUCUCUCUUGGUGUGACUUCCAAGCUUAUCAUUAAGUCAACGCACGUCAUGCUAAUCAAAAUUAUGUCAUUUAUGAAUUACAUAUAUCACGACACGUUUCCCAAAUUCUCAUGUCAAUUUGUUCAUCAAUAAGGUAAAAGUGAAAAUAUUUUUAAAGGCAGAAUACAUCGGUAGACUCCUUAAGUACGCACCAUCUUCCACUUAGGUACCUCAAGUGGACGUCGCUCACUUUUGACACCUCAAGUAGCCAUAACGUGUGCCACUUUGGCACCUUUCGACACCAACUCUAGUGGGUGAAUUACACGCGCGUCUAGUAUGAAUUAAAUGGCCAAUUAAUUUGUGCCAGCUCAUUUUAAAUUGCCACGUCAUUAUAUGCAUCCACAAUUUUUUUAAAAAAAGGAAAUAAAAUACAUUAUAAGGUGUCCAAUGAAUUAAUGACACGUGACUUUUGACCAAAUAAUUACAAAACUUCAUCUUACUGACCCAACUAUUCUUCAAGCUCUCCAUCAAUGGAGGUUGCAACCUCUUCGUGGAAAAUGGAAAGAACACAGUCGUUCAAAAGUACUUCCGUGCAUUAAACACGCAAAGGUAAAGCAAUUUUCAGAAAUGCACUGGGGAAGGUAUCACAAUUUCAUUAAUCAUAAGAAUCAACAAUCAUUGAAUCAGAAAUGUAAGCAUCACAAGAAAUUUUCACCACCAUUACAACAAAAAGGAACAUGUUUUAAUUUAACGAAAAAAAGCGGCAACACACUUCCAACAUGAUAUGUUUGAUAAAACCAAGCGAGAUGUAUUGAUUACCAUUUACCGAAUCUGCUUUAUUUUCUAUCCACAUUAAUAGCUUCUCGAAUUUCAGAUAUAUGAUUAAAAAUUAUGGAGGAGAAGAGGCCUGUGUUCAAUUAGAAAGUUAAUCGGUAAAAGAAAAUUAAUGGAGGUUGAAAGAUGUAGGAUACUCCAUUAAUGGAGGUUGGAAGAUGUAGGAUGAAAAAAUAGGGAAGAAGUUGAUUAAAUUAAAUGAAAAAUGAGCGGCCAAAAGCAAGUGUGAUACACCUUCUUUGCUGAAUCAUCAAAAGGUGCCAAAAUAACACACUUUAUAGCUACUUGAGAUGUCAAAAGUGAGCGACAUCCACUUGAGAUGCCUAAGUGAAAGAAGGUACGUACUUCAGGAGUCUGCCGUAUUCUGCCUAUUUUUAAAGAUGGACAACAAGAUCACCAUCUCAAAGAAAAUUCUUUCAUGUUUUGUUAUAUCAACCAGGUUUGAUCAUCGAUUUUGGUUCCAAAAUAUAAAAUAAUAUUUGGAGAUCAUUUUAAAUAAUCAUUCGUUUAUAAUAUUUUCAUAUUAAUUCAACUUCAAAUGUAAAAUAUAGAAUUUUGAAGUUUGAAAAAUAGGUCUGAUGAGUUUCAAAUUUUCACUAACAAAAGUUUCCAACUUUCUUUUCAUAUCAAAAUACAAAUUCUACUUUCAUUUUGUUUUUCCAGAUCUUAGUUAAAUCAUGUCCAAACACGCCUACUAUAUUUGGAGCAAACUUAACAUUUUCCUAUAUUUGGUAUCUUUGGAAUUGUUGUUGCCAUUAGCUAAUAUUGAAUUGCCUGACACCUUUAACUAGCACAGUUAUGUGAAAGGUUGGAUACCAUUAAGAGCCCCCUUUUCCCCCUCCUGCUGAUGAGUGGGACAUUUCCAUGUGAAUGAUGGUUGAGCAAUAACACAGCUUUCACAGUUAUCCUUUACUGGUUUGAAUCAUAGAACAUAAAACAUCAAACAUAUAUAACAAAAUGGAAAUAUUUUUGAACUUUUACCAGCUGGUUUAGCAAUGUUGAGUUAAAACGCAAAACUUCGGUGAUAUCUCAUGGCUUUAUUCCAAUAUUUGUAUGAUAAUAUAUUAGUGUUGUCUAUUAAUUUCAUACGUAUUACUUUUUGGAAUGAAGUUGUAAGUUUCUGGGACAGAUUACUGCAUUUGCUUCCUACGUACACUACAGUGUCAUUCAUACUCGUGAAGAUACAGAAGGUGUCGGGUGCAACUCCAAAUUGUUGAUUAUUUUUAUUUUAUUUUUUUCAAUUUACAUUAGUGUCAUAUGAUUAAUGUUUGCUAACUUUCACUAACACAACUAUAAGGGGUUGGUUUGGUUGGGAAAGAGUUAUCCCGGAUAAUUUAUCUCGAGAUUAGUUAUUUCAUUAUAUAUAUGGGAUAACUUAUCGCAAUACUAUGGUAUAACUGGUGGAUAAAUAAUUUUGGUACGAACUAAUAUCUCACACCAAAUACGGGAUAAAAUUAUUUUAUUCCAAUAUUAUUUAUCCCUUAUACCUCACACCAAACGACCUCAAAGGUACUACCUCCCUCCAUUUUUACUUGUAAAUUGUGUUAAAAAUAGAUAUCUAUUUUUACUUGUCAAGUUUGAAAAAAUAAAGGCAGUCUGGUAUAUCGAAAUUUUCGCUAUGCAUAGGGUUUGGAAAAGGUCCGACCAUAAGUGUCUAUUGUAUGCAGUCUUAACUUGCAUUUCUGCAGGGAUUCUUUCCAAGGCUUGAAUCCGUGACCUCCUGAUCAUGACAACAAUUUAGAUAGACUUUAUAAUUAAAAAUGAUAUAAUAAAAUUAUUAUUUUAUUUAUUACUUCUUAAGAUGUGUCAAGUUAUAACAUGGACAAAUAAAAAUAGACAGAGAAAGUAAUUCUUUAUGCAAAGUUUGGGCAAAUAGGAGAAUUCACCUAUCAGUUUCUAUUGGAAUUUUAACUAUAGGUUCCAAGAUUGCCAUUCUAGUUCUUUGAUAGUUAAGUAGCCCCAUUGGGAGUUUGGGGCUAUGUUAUUUAAUGACUCUCUUUCUAAUGUUGGGUCUUUACUAUAAUAUGCUCAAUACAAUUUUACAAACGAGGUCUGAUGAGAGGAUAGUACGUAUGCAACCAUACGCUUACCUAGUAAAGGCAAAGACUGUUUUUCUAUACACUCAACUAAAUCAUAUAAUCAAUCUAUCCUCGUUUAUAAGUUAACCUCAUUUUACUGUUAUUAUUGUUACUCGCAUCAUCAAAAGGACUCAGGAGCCAUGCCACUGGCAGGUCCAAGUAGCAAUUAAAAUUAAAUAGAAACUGUUUGGAAGAAAAGCAGGAAUACAUAGGAAAGGAAACAGAAAGAAAAGGAGAGGGAGGUAUGGAAUAUUUCUGUCUUUAACAGGCUGUGUGUGUAUUGCCUUUCCAAAAGGUCCAAGUUCUCUGUUUCAAGUAACAGACACUGGUCAUAUCAACAAUUUGAACGUAGAUAUUGAAUUUUAUUAUGCAAAUAUUAUUAUUUACAUUUCGUUACGCUCACAUACAAAUCAUUUACACAAAGAAAUGAGGUUACAAUAGUAUGGAGAUUCUCCUGUCAGUUUCUGUAGCCUUUUGCUGACGUUUUGAUCUUGGUCCCAUGGUACCAACUUACUAGCCUGCAGACAAAUUGCUUGAAAACCAGCAGAAACUUGUAUGCCUAAAGUGCCCUCUUCUUCAAUCAAUUGAAAGCUGGAACAAGUAGCAAAAGUCUUCAACCACAAGAACUAUGUGAAGUCUUUCAAUCAUUAUUUCGUGUAUCAUAAAGCUCGGUUGGGUUCACCUCGGUCUCAACUCAACUUGUUACUAUAGCAAGUUUGACAGGUUCAGCUGUACUCCACUUGAUUCAGCUCGAUACUCAAUUUAUUUAUAGGUAAAGUUGUCUUCAUGUGUUCUAACCGUGGAAGCAACAACUAAUGCUUGCUUUAGUGUAGGCUGUUUAUAUCAUACCCGUUGAAGUGACGUUCUUCUCCACUCCUUGCUAACAUGGGAUGUUUUGUGCAGUAGCUGUUGCACUUAUGUAAUCAUAGCGGAUCCUCCAACUAUUAUGGAAGAUUAUGUCUCUUACCUCUUUUAACUUGAUUCUAUUAAAAAAAGGAAAAGGUGCUUACACAUGUAACUGUCAUUUUGUAGAGUAAAAUCUGUUAUGAAACUCUUCCUAACAACCAGCUAAGACAAGUAACGAAAAAGUAGUAGAAAAAUGGGAAUAACUCCAAAAGUAUUUAAAAACCCUAAACUGUCUCUAGCUAUUUAUAUGCACCCAAGAAACCUUCCUAACCUCUGCCUCUCCUCUGCAUAGUGUGUACUUUGGCUCCCAGAAAGUGAAUGACAUGUUUUAGACCGACCUUGUUGCUAUAUUGAUCUCUUCAUUCCCAUCUAAAAAAGAUCCCCAAAAGAGAGGAAAAAAGCAAAGUCAUCGUGUAAGAUGAGGGGAAGAUCUUCACCAAAACAAGGAGUUAUGGAAGUAGCAAGGGUUGAUAAACUAAAACAAGAACCUCAUCUCUCUGGUGCCUAUAUUAGAAGCCUAGUCAAACAGUUAACUUCUUCAAGAACCAAAGAUCCCUUGACUCCCAAAGACCAUGAUGAUUCACUAGAGAAUUCAACAAAACUUGAUGAUAGUUUGUGUAGUGAUACACAAUUGUCACCACAGCCAGCAGCACCACCACAGCCUAAAAAGAAACAAGUGAGGAGGAGACUCCACACUAGUAGACCUUAUCAAGAAAGGCUUCUAAAUAUGGCCGAGGCUCGGCGUGAGAUUGUCACUGCCCUCAAGUUUCAUAGAGCGUCUAUGAAACAACAACAGCAACAACAAUCAUCUCACACCGGGCCACAGUCGUUGCAGACUUGGCCACAGGAAUCUUUCGGAGAAGAACAAGGGAAACAUAAAUCCCGGAGAAACGCCAGGAUUUAUGCUUCCAACACUAUGACCAACAACAACUUGCCAAGUUACAACAUGGAGAAUUUCUCCAACACAACUUUCCCUUGUCUGCCUCAAUAUCCUUACUCUUGUCCUGUUUCAUCCUUUGGUUCCCAAUUACCUUUUCAAGACCACCUCAAUUUUCCACUUCCCAACCAAACAUUAGGCUUGAAUCUCAAUUUCCAAGACUUCAGCAAUUUAGAUGCAACCCCUUUUUGUACCAGCAAAAGCAAUAACAAUUCAAUCUUUUCAUCAUCAUCUCCUUCAUCAUCUUCAGAUGAAUUCCAUUAUGUGGGAGGAGGUGCUCCUAUAGCUCAAAUGGUGAAUUCAGAAGAUUCAGGGUUGCAUCUAUCAUUGGAUGAGCAAGAAAUGGAAGAGAUAAGAUCAAUAGGAGAACAACAUGAGAUGGAGUGGAAUGACAGCCUGAAUUUGGCAACAUCAGCUUGGUGGUUCAAGUUCUUGAAGGCCAUGGAAAUAGGACCUGAUGAGAAGAACAUUGCUGAGGAUUAUGGGUGUUAUCCAUUUGCUGAAGUCAUGGAAUUCCCUGCCUGGUUCAAUCCAAAUGAAACCUGCUUGCAACAACAUGUCGAUGAUACCUAUUCUCAUCCUACCUUACCAUGUAUGGAGAUUGAAGAAAUUGAAGGAAUGGAUGUGGAGUGGUUAUCAUGAAAGAAGAAGAUUGAUUGGUUUUUGUUGUAAUCAAAUCUUUGGCCUUUUACAUUUGAAGCCCCAAAUUGCUGCUUUUUAUCUUUCUUUUGGGGAAGGAGAAUUUAUGUUUCUCCAUUUCUUUAUUGUUUUUUUUUUUUAAAUUUUAUUUAUUAAAAUCAAUAAUAAAGGCAUUUGCUACAAAUCGCAGGCUCUAGAGAAAAAUAAUAGAUGAGGGAGAAAUUAUUAUAUGUAUGGCUCCCAAUUUUCUUUUUCUGUCUAUUAUGAGAGAUCUGAUAUUUAAUGGUUC
Capsicum annuum is the source of this 6632-nucleotide messenger RNA. RefSeq lists its product as uncharacterized. Bases 5186 to 6346 code for a protein of 386 amino acids. Lineage: Eukaryota; Viridiplantae; Streptophyta; Magnoliopsida; Solanales; Solanaceae. The transcript is spliced from 3 exons. The record is from RefSeq and is a predicted model, not a curated record.